Mugil cephalus (flathead mullet) is the source of this 1001-nucleotide messenger RNA. RefSeq names its product nuclear cap binding protein subunit 2 (gene ncbp2). The transcript has 5 exons. Gene Ontology annotation, molecular function: RNA cap binding. NCBI's taxonomy places the organism in Eukaryota, Metazoa, Chordata, Actinopteri, Mugiliformes, Mugilidae. The record is from RefSeq and is a predicted model, not a curated record. Gene Ontology annotation, cellular component: nuclear cap binding complex. Bases 93 to 584 code for a protein of 163 amino acids. Gene Ontology annotation, biological process: mRNA cis splicing, via spliceosome.
GGACGGACACGUUGACCGGAAGUGCUGCCAUCGUUUUUCCGCUUUGCUCACAAUUGAAUAUAGUCAGAGCGCCUUUCCACGAUUUUUUCAUCAUGUCUGCUAAACUAAACGCUUUAAAUAGUGAUUCUUACAUCGACAUUAGUCAAUAUAGAGACCAGCAUUUUAAGGGUAAUCGCUAUGAACAGGAGAAGCUGCUGAAACAGAGCAACACUUUGUAUGUGGGGAACCUCUCCUUCUACACCACUGAGGAGCAGGUGCACGAGCUAUUUUCUAAAAGUGGAGAUGUGAAGCGCAUCAUCAUCGGCCUGGAUAAAGUCAAGAAGACUGCCUGCGGAUUCUGCUUCGUAGAAUACUACACACGUGGAGAUGCAGAACACGCCAUGCGCUUCAUUAAUGGCACGCGGCUGGACGACCGUAUCAUCAGAACAGACUGGGACGCCGGCUUCAAAGAGGGACGACAGUACGGCCGCGGCAAAUCUGGAGGACAGGUGAGAGAUGAGUACAGGCAGGACUAUGAUCCUGCCAGAGGCGGCUAUGGUAAGCUGGCUCAGCAUCGACCAACAGAGGCCCGCAAUAGUUUUUAGACUGACCCACACCUGGACCCUGCCAGGAUCAAUCCUCCAGUGACGUCACAGCUACCAGACAUUGUCCGACUUUGACCACAAAACUCAGGCCCCCACGGAUUAAUGGACUCCAGGAACAAUCGGCUGUUAUUUAUUUUUGGGAAGGUCUGACUCUGGUAUUGCCAUAUCUACUAGCAGUCUACGGGGCAACAGAAGCCAAAUCCCCAAAGCAAUUGUGUGUUAGAAAUACCAUCAGUUGUCAUUCAGGUUGGAAAUGCUCUGUAAAAAUGUAGAGGUAAAAUGAAUUUUUCAUGUCAAGUUCAAAUUCUUCUGAGGUAAUGGCAAAGAAAACUCAGUUACCUCCGUGCUUUCUAUGAAACGUUGUGUCCCACAUUGUGCAUACCUUUUUUUAAAUAAAGUGUUUUUCGAAACAUGAAA